Messenger RNA from Chelmon rostratus (copperband butterflyfish), 1144 nucleotides. It is a transcript of the gene znf706, whose product is annotated as zinc finger protein 706. The transcript is spliced from 3 exons. NCBI's taxonomy places the organism in Eukaryota, Metazoa, Chordata, Actinopteri, Chaetodontiformes, Chaetodontidae. The record is from RefSeq and is a predicted model, not a curated record. The coding region runs from base 105 to 335 and encodes 76 amino acids.
CGCAUCAUUAGUCUUCAGCUGUCUGGGAGCUGAGCAGCUGUCACACUUGAGUGAGUACAACCAGCGGACGACACGUACUCCUGUGUUUGAGAGGCUUUGCCAGAAUGGCACGUGGGCACCAGAAGAUUCAGUCUCAGCAGAAAAACGCCAAGAAACAGGCUGAGAUAAAGAAGGCCAAGGGUCAUGAUCAAAAGACGGCAGCAAAGGCAGCGCUAGUGUUCACCUGUCUUGUGUGCAGGUCCCAGAUGCCCGACCCAAAAACCUUCAAGCAGCACUUCGAGAGCAAGCACCCGAAAUCCCCUCUGCCCCCUGAGUUAGAGGGAGUGGAGGCAUAAGCGGUCAAGUUCUUCAAGGCCCUGCAGCAACUCUGCACUUGUCUCAGUCUGACAGCAGUGGAUGAUUUGAUGUAACCACAUGAAGCAGUUAAUCUUCAUUUAGGCUUUAACAAGCCAGGUUGCCUUUGACCAAUGUUUCCUCCCAUCCAGUCCUGUUUUCGCUUGUGUUUAAUUACACACGGGGCAAAUGUCGGUUUCGAUUGAGGGCCACUGAAGACCUGUACGAUCAAGGAGCAAUUCAAGCGGUGAAUGAAGAUUUCUGCCUUCGUUCACACAGUUUCUCAGAACUGCCCUGAGGUGUUGUGCACAUGGGAAUAUAUCUUGCUGCUAGCUCUUGUACCUCUUUAUCUGAAGCUUUGAUGGAUUGUCUAAUGAAGUCUUUAUAGCCAUGAGGUAAACACAUAUGCAUAAACAUAAACAAAGCAUGGAUUUGGCUUGGGUGGGAGAAUUCUAAUUUUAAGUUUGCUGAAGUCAAAGCAAUGACAAAUGUGACCUCAUCUCUUUUAUUAGUGCUUUGAGUGUUAAAUCAAAGGGCGCGUGUGAGAUUUUUUUCUCACUUCAGUUGUUAAAUAUGGAAAUCUUCACACAGCGCUGUCUGCCAUCUUCUGCUGCAAUCUGUCACUGAGCUAAUCAUAAUUUCAUGUUGGGUCAAUAGAAUGUGAAAUUUUGCUAGCCAUUUCCAAGCUGCUACAUGAAUUGCCACUUAUUACAAUUUUACAGGGGCUUGUCGGUAACAUUUGUACAGCUGGAAAAUGAAUGUAUGCUCCAAUGAUGUAUUAUAGCAUUUUAUUAAAUUUUACUUUGUUGUA